This is a messenger RNA of Engraulis encrasicolus (European anchovy), 2495 nucleotides long. RefSeq lists its product as uncharacterized. The transcript is spliced from 3 exons. NCBI's taxonomy places the organism in Eukaryota, Metazoa, Chordata, Actinopteri, Clupeiformes, Engraulidae. The record is from RefSeq and is a predicted model, not a curated record. The coding region runs from base 1 to 2406 and encodes 801 amino acids.
AUGCGUUUUGUGGAGCUUGACCAUCACAGUGGCCAUCAGGCUGGUGGCAUCAGCAUCGACACAGAGACCACCACCUGCAACCCUACCACUGGCCCUGGGGUCAACAACCAGCCAGGAAAUUGGUCAGAGCACCAUGGAUAUCAGCACCAGCACCACCCUGGGUUGCUGGGCAGCACCCAGCAGCCACAGUUCCUGCCUGCCCCUGACACCCAGGUCCUCUACCCCACCCCUCCUCAGGGAUACCAUGGUCUGGUGACCUUCCAGGAUAGAGCUGCUGUACCCCUUGAUCACCAGCUGCAAGGCCCCCCGGUGUUUGUAGAUGCUCUGGGUCACCACCAUGGCAUGCCGCCUUUUGUGGCUAUGGAUGGUGGUGCAGGCUUACAAUACGGAGCUAUGCCCUAUGUGGAUCCACAAGUCCAGCCUACCAUCAUGUAUGUGGAUGCCAAUGGCCAGGAGCUUGGUUCCUCUGGGCCUUUGAACCCACCACAACCUCAGGCACCCAUCAUGUUUAUAGACGGUGCCCCUGUGGCUGUUGACAUUCCCUUUAUGCCACUGGAUUCAACAGCUUUUCACCCACAUGUGGCACCGCCAUUUAUGCCAAUAGAUUCUAUGGGCCUACAGCAUGUCACUGCCUAUCCCCCAGAGCCUAGCACCUCAGGGCAGUUCACUGGCAGCCUACAGCUGCCGACGCUUGAAGAGCUGUGUGCUGGACUAAGCUGUGCUGACCCGACAAGACCACUAGCACCAGGGGUGAGGCCUCCAGUCCAGCAGUUCCAGCUGGAGAGUCGCAGGAGCAUUAGUGGGCCUGCUUCAUUCUCAAGGACAGAGGCGACCUCUGUGGCUGCUGACAGGCUUGAGAAGGCCUGGGAUGAAUACCAGCAGCGAGUAAUACUUGGGUGCUCCAUGCCCAGCACCAGUGGCUUAAAGGAGGGCCCUGCAGUGGCUAAAACCAAAAGUCGGAGUAGAUCAAAGAAACAGCGCACAGAUGAGGCGAAACCCGCAGACAGGAGUGCCAUCAAAGGAGACCAGGCACUUGACACAGCCUCUACCGAGAUGGGCAAUGCCAACGCUGCUGUGCUGCCCAACAAACCAGAGGAGGGUCUUACUGAGAAGGGUGGCGAGAGCAAAGACAAGAAGAAGAGGCGUACUAAGAGUAAGCACAAUCUAGAUGAGAACAAGGAGAAAUCAGGCAGUCCCAACGAGAAAACCACCAAGUCCAAGUCCACCUCCAGUGAUGACAAUGACAAACCAGAUGUUGCUGACAGGAAAGCAGGCAAAGGGUCUAAAACGCCUAAAGAGAAAUCAAAGAGCGAGGACAAGGACAAGGAUAACGACGAGGAUAAAACGCAGAAGAACAAAAUGGCCAAAGAGGUACCGAUCCCAAAAAUCGCUCAGCCCAAGAGCCGACUGGGACAGCAUAUUCUACAGUCGGUGGCGGUCUUCCACAAGCUCGGCGACAAGGUCGAGAGACCUAAGGCUCCAGCAACCAAACCAAAGCAGGACGAGGAUGCCCCAACAUCUCAGUCCGAUUGUCGCGCUUCAACAAGUGGGACGACGAAGCAGCAGCAGCAGCAGCAGCAGCAGCAGCCAAGGAUCCCAUUCACCGGCCACUUCAAAAUCCCUACGCAGCCAAAAAAGAAUGCAUCACCUGGGCCUGGAAAGGCCAAACAGCCAGAGCGCUCUUGCUCUGCGCCCGAACAGCUAGGCACCCGGCCUUCCCAUCUCCUGCUGCCAGACAGCAGCUUCAUAGAGGCCUGCUCACAACGGCCACAGCAGCGUUACCGCCGUCACCGUCACCGCCACCGCCAUCGUAGUCGCAGCCACCAUGACCACUCACAACACAGCCGCCCCACAACGCCCCCCGAGUUCAAGCCCCGUCCCAGACUCUACCCUGGCAGCAACGAGGUGCCCCACUACUACAAGAACCACUCAGAGGGCAGCGUGGGUCACUAUGGAGAGGGAGAGACCAUCAUCUACCUGAAGCCAGAAAAAGGCUCCAAGGGUCUGUUCCCCCUGCCACACGUCAACCUGGCCCCUAUGCCCCCUGGGUCACUGCGCCGCUUCCACUGCCGCGAGUACUCCGAACCUAUCGCCGCAGAGCAGCGCGCCGAGAGGGAGGCCAUGAAACAGCAGGCCAAGCUCAAACGGGAAGAGGAGGCCAAGAUCACAGGGACCGGCAUGGACUGCAACGUGCUGGCGGAGCGCAAGCACCUGCCGUACGCGUGGCCGUGUGAAGACAACUGGUGGGAGACUGGCCUGGGCGACGUGGAGAAGAUUGAGGAGUGCAAGUACGGAGCCAGGGAUGAGGAGGACCAUAAUCCUGUAUACAUUAGCCUGGCCCCCAUUAUAUCAGAUGAGCCCUUCACAUUUGGCCCAGAGGACUUGUUUUAUUCAACUGACGAUUAAUAUAAUUAUUAUUAAAUGCAUAGUUUAUAUAAAUUUUACAUAUCAUAAUUUUUAAAUUAUAUAUUAAAAGUUAUUACAUAUCAAAAUUA